Molecule: messenger RNA, 1101 nt
Organism: Colletotrichum phormii
Lineage: Eukaryota; Fungi; Ascomycota; Sordariomycetes; Glomerellales; Glomerellaceae
Product: eukaryotic integral membrane protein
Exons: 2
Coding region: 1-1101 (366 amino acids)
Biological process (GO): retrograde vesicle-mediated transport, Golgi to endoplasmic reticulum
Cellular component (GO): Golgi apparatus; membrane
Source: RefSeq, a predicted model, not a curated record
AUGCCGCCCCGAAUCAACAUCCCGCCGGUCACCCGGGUUCUGCUCGCCGUGCUUGUCGUGCAGUCGUUCCUGAGCGCCGCGAUCCGCUAUCGUCAAUGGAGCGCGACAUCCGAGAUCGUGAUACCGUACCUGACGCUCAUCCCUCAGCUCUCCCUUAUUUAUCCGUGGACCUUCUUGACCUCAACACUGGUCGAGAAUAACAUAUUCACGCUCGGAAUCGCCGGCGUCACCAUUUAUCAAGGCGGUAGAUACCUCGAGAGAGCUUGGUCUUCGGCGGAGCUGGCCAAGUUCGUCGCCGUCACGGCGCUGAUCCCCAAUGUCCUGACCUUUGCGCUCAUGAUCAUCUUCUUCACCCUGACAAGAAACGAGCGCUGGACACUGACCGUUAUUGGCGGCACGAUUCCGAUGCAGAUCUCUUUCCUCGUCGCAUUCAGCCAGCUCGUCCCGGCGCACACUGUUACUCUGUUCCGUGGCAUCCUCUCCCUUCGAGUUCCGCGAUUCCCUCUGUUAUAUCUCGGCAUCGUCUUUGUCCUAUCUCUGACACCGCUUCUGACGGCGGCCUCUUUCUCCCUUGCUGUGAGCGGCCUGCUCACGAGCUGGACAUACCUCCGCUUUUACAAGACCGUCUUCCCCGACCUCGACUCUUCCCAGCCGACUUCUCUCCGCGGAGACGCUAGCGAGACGUUUGCAUUUGCCGAGUUCUUCCCGGCACCGGUGAAGCCCUUCGUCGCCACCCUUUCAAACCAGAUCUUUGAGGUGCUGGUAGCGAUGCGGAUAUGUAGCCCCUUCUCCGCGGACAACCUCCCAUCCGGACGAGGCAACAACUUCAUACAGAGGGGCGCACCGGGCGGCGCAAGAGCCGAGGCGGAGCGGAGAAGAGCGCUGGCACUGAAGACGUUGGACCAGAGGCUCCAUGCCGCCACCACAAGCACAGCGGCACGAUCUUCGUCGCAACCUCCGGCGCAGCAGCCCACGGGUCCCACGGUACAGACGCAACCGCAGCCCAACACGCAGACGGCUAUGACUACGCAGCCGACUGCGAUGCUGGGGGAGACCAACUACCACCCCGAGCAGGACUCGAGCGAUAAAUCCGCAUCAUGA